GGGGGAGAAGCCCUAUGCGUGUCCGGAUAUCUUCGUGUACGCCCGGAACGCCGCCCAUAUGACAAGUUGAAAAGAAAUAAAAAAAAAAACCCUCCGUAUGGGUCGCUGCCUCCUCUCUCUGAUGUAUCGCUAUGCUUGCUAGCAACGAAUGUAUGCCCGCUCCCUUUCUUCAGGGGACCAAACCCCUACUACCUGGUCACAGUGUACCAACCCAACCCGUUUUCGUUCCCAAAAGAGAAUGUUGACACAUGCCCAAGCCUAGCCUGA
This is a messenger RNA of Colletotrichum costaricense, 267 nucleotides long. RefSeq lists its product as uncharacterized. The record is from RefSeq and is a predicted model, not a curated record. The annotation marks the transcript as partial. Lineage: Eukaryota; Fungi; Ascomycota; Sordariomycetes; Glomerellales; Glomerellaceae. The transcript has a single exon.